Molecule: messenger RNA, 2657 nt
Organism: Equus caballus (horse)
Lineage: Eukaryota; Metazoa; Chordata; Mammalia; Perissodactyla; Equidae
Product: zinc finger protein 211
Biological process (GO): regulation of DNA-templated transcription
Source: RefSeq, a predicted model, not a curated record
CGUCACCCUCGUGGCGGCCAUUUUGUCUGCCAUGGGUAAGGUCUGGUUCCUGGGCGCUGGUUCAGAGACUCAGGUGACGAGAUAGAAAAGCUGCCACAGAAGGCGCUCUUCCGGCUGCACAGAGCGGGUCUAAGGCUCGGCGACGCCGCCCGGGGCCCCGCGCCAGGCCCGGGCCAGGGAGCGCCGCGCCCCGCGCCUCGUCUCCCGCCGCUCCCGGCCCCGCUCCGCCCCCGAGGCCGAUGGCGGCGGCCGCGCGGAGGGAGCCGGCUCAGGACAGUAUGACCUUUGAAGACAUUGCCGUGUACUUCUCCUGGGAGGAGUGGAGGCUCCUUGAUGAAGCUCAGAGGCACUUAUACCUCGAUGUGAUGCUGGAGAACUUUGCACUCAUAUCCUCACUAGGUUACUGGAAUGGAGCAGAAGAUGUGGAGUCCCCCUUUGAACACAGCAUUCCUGUACGUGUGCUACAGGCCAGCACUCCCAAGACAUCUUCGACUUCCCAGAAGAUCCACCCCUGUGCCUCUCCUCAGGGCCAGGCUCCCCCUGACCCCAUCUUGCUGUGGCUAAACUCAUAUCCGUCUUGUGAACCACCAAGGGCCCUCCACACCCCCAAGAUGAGCAACUACAUGGUACCUGGAUAAUCAUUAAGGGAAAGACAGGACAGAAGAUCAGCUAGCACUGGCCAAGAACAGCUCAGGACAUGAUAGCCCACAUGAAAGAAGACUAUUACAAAGAGAACUUGGAAGGAAGGUCUUGCAAGAGGAGCCCAUGGUCCCAGUAAGUACUAUGUCAGUGAUGGCAAAUCCUGGCAUGGGGAGGUACUAGGAAAUGUCAACUAGAGGAAGAAAGUAGAACCUGGGGCACACAAGUGCCCUAUUUCUGGACAAAGUGACCUGGCCAGGGAGAGGGUAAGCAAGGUUGGAUUCAUUUGGCUGACUGCAAGAUGUCUGAACCUGAAUCCUUCCCGGCAGGACUGUAGAGAAGCAGGUGUUGGGCCUGCUCAAGGCCAGUGCACACACCUCAGCUGUACCAACCACAGCACCUACGCAGGUAACUGGAGAAGGAAGCAGACACCUUGGUCCUGAUGGGUGGAGGACACAGCUGCUCCUGGGGAAAAGGGGAACAGCAGAGACUAGCUCAGGGCACAGAGGUGGAUGUGCAGGCUUUCUCUGGCCCUGACGCGGGCCCUGGGCGGUGUUGCCGAGCCUCAGACCCGCUCUGAGAAGCGGGGACAGUGCUUCCUCUGGCGCCGCCUCGGUCCCAGCACCUUGGUGUGGAAACAGCACUCAGCCUGGUCGUCUCUGGUCGGGAGAGAAGCCAAAAUGACCGUCCGCAGGACGCUGGGAUCUCUGCCCUCUCAUUUUGCGACGCGCACGGAGAUGCCUCUCUUUUGAGGCUUCAUUGGCUCAACGACACCGUCGCUCGACGCCUAGAUUUCUGGGUAAUGUGGUUCCCACAGAUCCCAGGCUGCUGGUAAGGGCGCUGCCUACUGGACUCCUGGAGAAACGGCUGAGUUCCGCCUGGAGGGGCGCCGGGAAUCGGUGACUUUGGGCCAAGGGUUGUGAAGGCGCUGCUCCAGUUCUUAAAGGGCGUGUAUUCAGGUGUCUUGGGAGUGUCGUGGUAACUGAUCACCCGCUUGUUUGUAGACAGAUAUCAGACACCGUGAAGCUCAGCAUGCUCCCAAGAGUAAAAAUAUUAUUUGAAAUGCUCCCAACGCCCACAAAUCCAAAUGCACAUAUUCCAUACCGUCAUUCAGAUACAAUAUGCGUCCACUGGAAGCGCCUAGUAAAUAUUAUACUGCGGUUCAAAUGCAUGCACGCUGAAAACCUCGAAUCAGUUUUAUCAAUCUGUAUAUAUUCGGUCAAGGAGAGGAGGGAAAAAACUACUCCAGAUAGUGUCAUUACAGGGAAGAUAGAGGAGAGAUUGGGCCACCGUGAAGCCAGGGUACAAACAUGGAUAUUUGUUUGUGGUUCCCACAUGAAACAUCCCUUCUGUCUGUAUAGUCAAUUUGUGUCCAAUUCAAGGAGCAGCAUUUUAAUCCAUUUAGAAAUGUGACAUUGAGAACCGAACUCAGCACGUAAGAAUUCUGUCCAAACUCCUGCACUAAGAGACUUGCCCACACUCUAGGAUGCCUUCUAGCAGCAUAAGCCCUAGUCUCUAGCAUACCUCCAGCCCCCCCUUUGACCUCAGCCUCCGUUAAAAUGCCAGACUGAGAAAGCUCAAGGCUACCAGGAGAAGUUACUAUUUGUUCUAGCUAAACCUGAUGAUUGACCUCUUUUUUCUUUGAGCCUUUACUACGAAGGACUUAAAAUUGUAAAUAUGUAUCUCUUGCACUUCAAAAGUGUCUUUCUCAGGGACUUGAGAGCUGUUCCUUUGAAAUGUAGUCGUCAGGAAGGAUAAGGCCUCUAUCUCCCAGUCUCUGUGGAAGGAUAGAAUCCUAACUUUCACAACUACUGGCCAGCAGACACGGCCACACUAAUCACAUUUACCUUGACAAACCCUUUGUAAUUUUUCAGUUUUGUGACUCUGCUGAACCCCUGUUCUCCCUGCUCCCUCAUUCUUUUGAAAGGCCCAAUCACCUCUGCACAAAUCAGAAUUGAGUUCAACUCUUUGCUCUACUGUCAGUAGUUACUGAAUAAAAUAUGUUUUUAUCUCUUUAA